Molecule: messenger RNA, 4671 nt
Organism: Dreissena polymorpha
Lineage: Eukaryota; Metazoa; Mollusca; Bivalvia; Myida; Dreissenidae
Product: apoptotic chromatin condensation inducer in the nucleus-like
Exons: 10
Coding region: 1-1821 (606 amino acids)
Molecular function (GO): RNA binding
Source: RefSeq, a predicted model, not a curated record
AUGUUACAGGAGUUGAUCCCCGAGAUCAGCCCCUCCCUGAAGCUGUCAGCAGACCCUAUACUAGAAGAUGAGAUGGACUAUGAGGAUGACACCGACCACGAGGACCCUGCCCUGUCCCAGCACAAAGAGGAGACCGACACACGGGCUGUACACAUACAGAGGACUGUCACACAGUCAGAUAUAGAAGCUGCUUUAGUAUUUGCAUUCGACAAAUCAAUGGUUUGUUUUGUUCUGGCCAGGAUGUGGGCCGGAAGGCAAGUGAUGAUGACAAGACAAGUGAUGACGACAGUGAUGGGGACAGUGAUAAAGAUGAUGAAGCUAAGAAUGAGGUUGAAGUUGAGAGUGAGGCUGCCAGGAGCAAGUCUGAGGAGAGAGAGGCACAGGAGGGGGGUAGAGAAGGCUGCCAAGGGGACUGAGGAGCAGGAGGAGGGGCCCACAGGGGACAACGAGAAGGAUGCAGCAAUAGAGGAGGAGCGUAUGGAGACAGAGGCAGCAAGACUGGUGAAGGUGGUGGAAUCUGCCAGUAAGAAGAAGGUUAAACAGACAGACCUGCCUGCAAACACCAGUCCUACAAAGAAAACAAAGAAAGACAAGAAAGAUAGAAACAAGGAGAUCAAGGUGAUCCGCCGUCUGGAGUCUGGAGCGGCGACACUGAUCACUGCCGAUGAGCCAGAGAGACCUGCGCGAAGCCCCUCCCCUGCGCGCAACCCUGUCACCAAGAUAGUGCACAUCCGCAAUCUUGUGAGACCCUUCACCCUUCACCAGCUGAAAGAACUGCUGGGCAGAUAUGGGACACUGAUAGAAGAGGACUUUUGGAUUGACAAGAUCAAGUCUCACUGCUUUGCUAGUUAUGCCACAGUGGAGGAGGCUGAGAACACUAGGAGAGCCCUGCAUAACACACGUUGGCCUCAGUCCAACCCCAAAACACUGACGGCAGACUUUGCAGCACAAGACCAGCUGGAUUCCUACAGAGGCGUGACGAAGCCCAAGCCUGCAGCACCAGCAGUAGGGAAGCUCAAAGAGGGUGGCCAGGAAGCCCCUAAAGAGAGGCCUAGUGUACGGGAGACCCACCCGGGGGCUAGAGACGGCAGGGAGAAGGAAAUGGAGGCCCGCAGGAGGGAGCGAGAACAGAGGAUAAAAGAGCAGGAGGAGCGCGAGAAGAAGUCAGGUCCGGUGAGGGAGUGGGACAGAGAUAAGAAGUCCCGUGAGGACUGGGACCGCACCCUGCAGAAGUCCAGGUCAAGGUCACGUGACAAUGUGAGGUCCCCAUCACCACGGGCUCGCAAGGCUGACAGAGACAAGGGCCAGUCUGCAGAGAAGAUCAACAGAAGAGAUGUCAAGAAAGACAAGAAAGAGGAUGAGCCGCCAGCCAAGCUGCUGGAUGAUCUGUUCAAGAAGACCAAGACCGCCCCCUGUAUCUACUGGCUGCCUCUCACUGAGCUACAGGUGCAGGCACGGGAGAAGCAGGGAAUUUUGAAGCCUAAGCUGAGACAGAGGUCGGUGGCUGGUGACCUUCAUAGCCCCAUCAGGGACGGAGGAGAGAUAGUAGAGGGGCCAUCCAAGGGGCAGGGUUCAGAGGAACGUGAGAAAGCAAGGGCCAGAAACCCUAUGCCAGAUAGUCGGAGACCUGAACAUUCUUUGGAACGUCGACAGGGAGGCAGUCCUAGUAACCGUCGGCUUAGGGAAAGUAGUCCGUUAGAAUCCAGCCGGAGGCGCGACAGCAGUCCGAUGGAAUCCGCCAGGCGUAGGGACAGUAGUCCAAUAGAGUCGAGCCGGCGAAAGGAUAGCAGCCCAGUGGAUUCAAGGAGACAGAGGCGUUAAUAAUUUAAUGAAGAUAACCAUUUCUCACUUUUCAAUAGCCCAAGAAUUCAUUUUUCAACAGAUAUGUUAUUGUUGGUUCAUCCAUAAUUGUAUGGAACUGGAAUACAAAUUUCUUUUGAAAAUGAUACUUUUGGCUGUUAUUACAUACUACUAGUAUUCAAUGUAUCAAGUAAUGACCAUUUGACAGCACACAUUUUACAAGAUUGGAACAUACCAUUUUGUGUCAUUCAUAUACAAGACAUGUUCAUAUAGACAGUCAUCUGUAGAAUAUUUUUAUACACACAAGUUUGAAGGGGACCUGCUGAGGUCCACAUGUUGUUUGGUUUAUUGAAUUGUUGGUUGAUGUAUUACAUAGAGGAUAUUUGUUGGAUUCUAUAAACUGUGAAAAAACGCACAAAAUAAAACGAAAAUUUGUUGGAUUCUGUGGAUUAUCGAUUUUAAUUCACGAGUGAUCAUAGAAAAUAACAUUUUCGCCACUAUUUUCUAUGAUCACGAGUGAAUUAAAAUCGAUAUUCCACCGAAUCCAACAAAUUUUCUUUUUAUUUUAUGCUUUUUUUUACAGUUUAUACACAUUCUUAUAGAGUUCAACUAAAGAAUUUCGCUGGGAUAAUGGCGUCAUUUUUUUUAAAAACGACGUCAUUUCACAGUAAACAGUGGAAAUUAUCGAUAAUUUUCACUGAUAAUUUUCACUGUUUGAAACAGUGAAAUUAUCGGUUUUAAUUCACUGAUAUUUCUCUAUAAACCACUGGAAAGCAUAAAAUAAAAUUUCUCUUCAUUGAAAUUACUUCUUAAAAUUUAUAUUAAUCAAGAUGGAAAGUCGUAUGCAUCAUAAUGAGAAGUAGUGUGCAACAGUUGUUUACUUGAAUAUAUCUCAAAGGCCAACACCUCUUUGAUAAUAGUCAGUUAAGAACAUUGUCUUUUAUUUCCUGCCUGCCUAAAUACAUAGUGAUAUAGAAGUUGAUGGCAUAAUUUCCGGUUAAUCAAUGCAUGUACACUGAAGUCCCUUUCACUCUGUGCCUAACUCCUUCUACAUGUUGAAUGCGAUUUUGGUCAGACUUUUACAGAGUAAUUGUCUGCAAGUGCUAUAGUGCAUAUUGUCAAGGUUUUUUACUUUAAUAUUAUUUUUAAGGAAUAAUUGCUCUUGAUUAAAAUUAAAUAUUUAAGGUUUUUGUGCAAAACUCCUACAUGAUGAUUUUGUCACAUUUUUAAAAACUAAUGGAUUCCCCUUGUUAUUUUAAUGCCCCCCUAGUAGCGGUGGCAUAUAUCAGUCGCACUCUUAAGUUUGUCUGGCGUACUGUUUUCCAGAGUUUUUUUAUGAUGUGCUUAUAAAAUACUUCAAUUGAGCUGAUUUUUGGUAUGUGAGUCUACGAUCAUGACUUGCAGAUGAAGUGUGAGUUUUGUUCCAGUCCAUUUAGUUUUGGCGAAAUUAUGGGCCUUGGACUAAACAAUUUUCUCUAAAAUAGCUGUGGUGCAGCUUUGAAAGCGCAGAAGGGGGACAUUGUGUUUCAAAAAAGCAGGUCUUGUUGUAAAAACAUUCAUUAUUGUUCCACUGCAAGAGUUUUAGUAGUUUAGUAGUUACAGUUUCAUUCACAUAUGUACAUGUAUGUUAUAAUAUUUUCACUUUUGUCAAGUCUAUUUUUUUUCACUAUCAGUGAUUAGUAUAUCCUUAUAAUAACAGUAUUUCUCUGUGGGUCUUAUUUUUAAUGUUUGUUUUUAUGCUCCCCCCCAAAAAAUAUGGGGGGAGCAUAUAGUCGCUGCUUCUUCUGUCCGUGCGUGUGUCCGUCCGUCCGUCCCUGCACAAUUUUUGUCCGGGCUAUUUCUCGGCAAUUAAUGACCGGAAUUCAAUGAAACUUUAUGGGAAGCUUCACUACCAAGAGAUGUGCAUAUUAUCAGCCGGUCCUGAUCGGAUGAUUUUUCACAGAGUUAUGGCCCUUUGAAAUUUUCUAAAAAAAAAUUCUUGUCCCCCCAAAUUUUCCAUUAACUGUACAUAUAGUGCAAGUUUUGUCCGGGCUAUUUCUAAGCAACUAAUGACCGUAAUUCAAUUAAACUUUAUGGGAAGCUUCACUACCAAGAGAUGUGCAUAUUAUCAGCGGGUUCUGGUCGGAUGAUUUUUCAGAGUUUUGCCCUUUGAAAUUUUCUAUAAAAAAAUUCUUGUCCCCCCAACUACUGUGCCCUCAAGACGUUUCCUUUAUCUGAAUAUAUAGUGCAAUAUUGUGACAAAAAAACUUUGGGGAGCAUCACCCGUCUCCGACAGUUUCUUGUUUUGUACAUUUCUGUCUUAUGUUUUCUUGGUCUGCUGUUUAGAUGAAAUAACUUUGUGAUACAAAAUGUCACAGACCAGUUGUGCAUGGACUGCAUACAACAUCAUACAAAGCAUGUAUGACAUGUUCAGUAUCCCAUCUGACUGACAGUUGGACAAGCAAUUCACCACAUCACUGCACACCUAUUACAGGUAACAUGAAAGUCAUGCAGCUUCACUAUAAUUGAACAGUUACCCCACAACUAAUUGUAUUGACUGGAUAAAAAUCAGCUGACUUUGUAUAUUAUUGUAAUGUAUGGAAGCAUGUUUACUUACAAUCUGGCCAUUUUCAUCAUGUCAUAAAAUCAGUUGUCAUGAAUUGCAUUUUAAUAUUGCUGAAUCUUUGUUGUUUUUUAUAAGCAAAGACUGUCAUUUUGUUCACCUCAAUUUGUAGUACACUUAUAUAACAGGUAAAUACAAAAUGCUUGUAUUAAAAUGUUGACAUGUGGUGUUAUUUUAAUUAUUGAAGAAGUUUGAAACUUUGAUUUUCAGAAAUUCAUUUUAGACAAGCUUAAUUGAAUUGCAGGAACCAUUAAAUAAAUACAAACAUC